Messenger RNA from Drosophila busckii, 504 nucleotides. It is a transcript of the gene Polr3I, whose product is annotated as DNA-directed RNA polymerase III subunit RPC9. Gene Ontology annotation, biological process: transcription initiation at RNA polymerase III promoter. NCBI's taxonomy places the organism in Eukaryota, Metazoa, Arthropoda, Insecta, Diptera, Drosophilidae. Gene Ontology annotation, molecular function: nucleotide binding. Gene Ontology annotation, cellular component: RNA polymerase III complex. The record is from RefSeq and is a predicted model, not a curated record. The transcript is spliced from 5 exons. The coding region runs from base 85 to 504 and encodes 139 amino acids.
AAUUAACAGCAGCUAGCACACGACUGUUAAAAAUAAAAACAAUCUUGCUAAACUUUUGUGUAUGGCGGGUACCGCAGAAAUACAAUGGAAACCAUAAAUCCCACUUACUCGUAUGUGACAAAUCUGGAGGUAAUGCAGCUGCUGCAAACCAUUAAGAGCACCAAGAAGAAGUUUGGCAUGCGGAACUUGGCUACGGUUACCUAUGAGGCGCUACAGUAUCUGGAAGAAUCACCCUGCAAAAAUCAAACACGUGACUCUAUUGAAAGCUAUCUAAAUGAUGUUGCCGUAUACCGGUUGAUGCCACAUGAGGUAUUGCAAAUGGUAAACGAUCCACCCACAAGUCCACUGCACACACAGCUGCUGAUCGAUGACAAUAAGGUACCGCUGACAGAUGAGGAAAACGAAGCCAUUAUACAACUGACCUAUAAACAUUUUAACAAGCCGGAGCAGCAGCAACAGCCGCAGCCACAGCAGCAAUCACAGUCACAACAGCAGCUACAUUAG